Brienomyrus brachyistius is the source of this 2565-nucleotide messenger RNA. RefSeq names its product transcription factor EC-like. Gene Ontology annotation, biological process: regulation of transcription by RNA polymerase II. NCBI's taxonomy places the organism in Eukaryota, Metazoa, Chordata, Actinopteri, Osteoglossiformes, Mormyridae. Gene Ontology annotation, molecular function: protein dimerization activity; RNA polymerase II cis-regulatory region sequence-specific DNA binding; DNA-binding transcription factor activity, RNA polymerase II-specific. Gene Ontology annotation, cellular component: nucleus. The coding region runs from base 739 to 1962 and encodes 407 amino acids. The transcript has 8 exons. The record is from RefSeq and is a predicted model, not a curated record.
GGGUGAUCAUCUCUCUUCAUUCAUUUACAUUGACCUCACAUUUCAGAGACAAAACUCUCUUUGAACAAAUUCUGAAGUUUUUGCUUGGAAAAGUCUAUACAUAACAGAAUAAAUGAGAUGGUUGCAACUACUUUAUGUUUUAUUAUACAGUAUAUAAAAACCAGAAAACUGGAGACAUGAUUUAGAAAUCAGAUGUCAAAACAAUAAAAUGAAUAUUUAAGGAAGAAGAAAUGCUGUAUCUUCAUAUAUCUAUACAUAAUCUGAAUGUAUAGGAUGAGCUAAAACUGGAUUACAGUGGUGAUGGUGUCAGUUAUUCUUUGGCAGUAGAUGAGACAAUGACCUACAGAGGAGGCAGGCAUAAACGGUAAUGCAGCUAUUUAAAGACCACUGAGAACAAGCAGCAUUUGUGUUGACUCCCUGAAGGAAUGAACAUCAAAAAUUCACGUUUGUGAUUGGCCAUUCGGGCAAACAGAACGGGGCGUUCUCACCGAAUUAGUGACAGAGCCUGUGCCGAUAUGCUGCACCGACCAGAGCAGCCUGCUAGGUUUCUCUGUGGCCUUAUUAUGUUUCUGUGCCAUAAAACGUCCGGCUUCGGCAAAUUGGAUUGUUUCGCUUGCCCAGUUGGUUUAUAAGUCCCAGCAGAAGCACCUCAUUGGCAGUCUUCUUAGCUGGAAGAGCUCUGCAUUGGACCCUACCCAAGUUCCCCCAUUAGUGGGACUAACGACGCUCGCUUGGAGAAUGCCACACUUGGCCGACUGUAGCUACUAUGACAUACGGGACGGAGGCAGAGUGUUAAAUAUCCAGGGACACCUGGAGAGCCCCCAGUACAGCCCGCAGCCCUCGCAGGCCCAGCAGCUGAAGCAGUACCUGGCCCUGGGCUCCAGGCUCGCUGACUGUGAGCCCCCGGAACCUGUCUCUCACUCCCACCGCGGGCAGUUCCCGGCACCCACACCCAUCAUGCACAGCGGGCACCUGGCACCCCUCAGCUCUGGAAGCCCUUCAGACUGUCCUGGAACUCUAAUGUCCAUCACCUGCAGUGGCAAAGACAAUGAGUUCCCGAUGGAUGAAGUCUUUGAUGACUUAAUUAGCCUGGAAUCCACUUUCAGUAACGAGGGUUUGGGAUGCACGGAUACUCACAUCACAAUGCAAAACAAUGUGUCCCACAGCAACAGCAUGAUGGACGUGUAUGGCACUGAGCAAGGUAUGACUGCCCCUAGUGGUGGCAUGACACCUGCAGCAUAUGGGGCAAAGCUCACAAUAAAAAGUGAAUUCACAGAACAUGACACAAGAGUUUUGGCCAAAGAAAGACAAAAGAAGGACAACCAUAACUUAAUUGAAAGGAGAAGAAGGUACAACAUCAACUACAGGAUCAAGGAGCUUGGGACACUGAUACCAAAGUCCAAUGACCCUGAUAUGCGCUGGAACAAGGGCACCAUACUCAAGGCCUCGGUGGAGUAUAUCAAGUGGCUGCAGAGGCAGCAGCAGCAUGGGCGCGAGUUAGAGGGCCGGCAGAGGAGGCUGGAACAGGCUAAUCGGAGGCUGCUGCUCAGGAUCCAGGAGCUGGAGAUCCAGGCUCGAGCACACGGCCUCCCCAGCAUGGCCCCUUCCCUGGGUUCCGCAGAGUCGCCCUCUCACCUCCUCAAGCUUCCGCAGAUGCCUCAUGCACAGCAGUCUGUGUACCAAGAGGACCUGAGUGGGGACUACGCAGAGAGUCCCGCCGCCCCCCCCAUGGGUCACACGGAGCACGGCAGCACGGUCGUCGCCUUUUCGGAUCCCCUGUCUCACUUCACAGACUUCUUCAAUGGAACUCUUAAAGAGGAGAGCCGGCUGGACGGUAUCCUGACGGGAGGCUCGCUGUCGCCCUUCCACGCAGACCCGCUUCUCUCCGCCACAUCGCCCCCUGCCUCCAAGGGGAGUAGCCGCAGGAGCAGCUUCAGUACAGACAAUGGCGAUGACCUCUGACCCAUUCCUCCCAGGCGGCACUUGGCGAGCCCUGCAAAUGACUCUUUUUGGCGUUUCCUCGUUAUCUCCAUCCACCACCACAAGGGGGCCUUUUACCAUAAAGAACAAGCAGCAAACUUACUAAAAGGGAGGGGCAGUAUCGCACUCAAAUGCCGUGCCCGUGUUGUUAAAUUAAUUGCUUGUUUAGUGAGACAGCAUUGGUCAGCACCAUUUCAGUGAUAAAUAUAAUCUCAAAAAGCACUCAAACAGCAAACAGGAGCUAAACUGUCUUGCUAAGUCAGUGAUGCUAAUUGCAGGUUCUGCAGGUUAUGAAGGCUGAUAUCAUACACACUUUCGCAUGCUGAAUAUGACUUUUCAUCUUUUGUUCAUUGUUUGCGACGAAUCAUUUGUCUUCUAUAGAUUGUAAUUAUCAACCUUUUAUACUGUAUGAAACAUUAUCAGUAUUUUUUUAUGUGUUGGGUGGAGGAAAUAAACAAAAUAACAUCCCCCCAAUUUUGAUAAAGGAAAUUCAUCUGUUUCAUAGUGGCAUCAGACUGAUAUUAAAAUGUCCACUAGAAAUGAAAAUAUUUACCUGAACAAUUACAGAAUUAAAAAGUUAUAAAA